CUUCCGUAAACAACGCGGUUCGCUCUGGGUGAAAAUGAGCUAACUCCUAAAGGAUUUGUGUUGUUAUUAUUAAGGGCUGUAAACGUUCUGCUUAUACAAACGGCGAAUUAAAGAUCGAGAAACCCACUAAAACUCCCAGCUGCCAUGGUUCGCUUGACUGUAGAUCUGAUUGCCAGAUCUAACAAUCGCCUUAAAACCAAAAGAAAUUUCUCCAUCCAACAUUUUCUCAAGAAAUUAACACAUCUCAACUUUUCAAACAGGAACAUCGAUGAUAUCGAUGACCUUUCCAUGUGCAGAAACCUCACAGUUCUCUACUUGUAUGAUAAUCAAAUUACACACAUCUGCAACCUGAAUUUUGCUUCCAAUCUCACGCACUUGUACAUGCAGAACAACAAAAUCACUCACAUAGAGAACUUGUCAUGUUUGCAGAAGCUCUCCAAAUUGUUUCUGGGGGGCAACAGCAUUACGCUGGUCGAGGGUUUGGAGCAAUUGAGAGAGCUGAAGGAGCUGCACAUCGAAGGCCAGAGACUCCCACCAGGAGAGAAGCUGCUCUUUGACCCUCGUACUGUCCACAGCCUGUCGGAGUCGUUAUGUGUUUUGAAUAUUAACAACAACAACAUUGAUGAGAUACAGGAUCUGGCUGUUCUUAACAAACUGACACAUUUAUAUGCUGCAGACAACCAGCUAGAGGACAUACAGGAAUUGGAGACGGUGUUUAGCCAGUGGCCUCAACUGCAUCGAAUGGAUUUGCGUGGAAAUCCUGUCUGUCAUAAACCCAAAUACAGAGACAGACUAAUAACUGUUUGCAAAAUGCUGGAGGAACUUGAUGGGAAGGAGAUAUCUGAGUUGUCUAGGCAGUUCUUAAUCAACUGGAAAGCCUCAAAAGAUGCCAAGAAGAAAAUAACAGAUGGUAGAGACAUGACAGGACAAAUCACAUAUCCCUUUUCUGCUGACUUUCACUUGGGCCCCCAACAUCCCUUUGCCUAUAACUCUGCUGGCUUUCUGGGGAAGAGGAAGCCGCUCUGGUUUGGGAGACCCACCAUGAAAAUGAGGUCAGGCGCAGUGCGGACAGACUGCGGAGACAUAAGUAUGAAGAAUCAUGAAGACCCCCUGAGCGCAGGACUAAUUACAGAUAUUCAAGAGACGAAAGUUCAGAGUCACAUGCCUCUCUGAGCAUCCUCGAGAAGAAACUUUGGGGACCUCUUAGACGUUUCCCAUGGCCUGCACCCUGCACAGAGACAGUUCAUCACGAGUGCAUGUGGAAUGGAUCUGAGCGCUCACAAAAAGAUCAAGUCCACAGUAAUUGUCUGUCAUAACGUCAGAAUGCCACUUUCAGAGCUGUAGCACACUGACAGCAAGCACUCCGAGUCACAUUUCGUUCUGUGCACUCACACACUGCCUCUGUCUUCGAUCAGUUUAUUGACAGCUAUUUGAUCAAACGAUGCCUGUAAGAAUUUGUUUUUAUCACAUUCCAGUGAGCUUUAUCUUAAAGCCUCAUUAGAUUUUAUUUUAAUAAGUUUACUAUUUGUUGAACAUCAGGUCUUCCUGUUAUUUACAGUAUGAGACAGUGUUUGCAUUAAAAUAUAUCCUUAACCUUAGGUCUUUUCUCUGUGCUUUGUGUCUUUAAGUGAAACUUGACAUAUGUACGCUUCUACGUUCAAACUGACAGCCAUUUUAGAGUUUUCCUAAUAUUUCAUAAUAUUCAAAAAUUAGUUCUUAUAUAAUUUGUUUUACAUUAUUAUUGGCAUCAAGAUUAUUUUGCAACCUUGUAAAAUUUGCAAAACACAUUGCUGCUGUGUAACUGUGUACAAAAUCCUAAGUGAUAACUCUCAGGCCUAAUUUUAUUUGUAAUGUGCAACACAUUAAACAGAAUUAUUAGUGAAAUAGUGAAAUAUGUCAAAUAUGUGAAUCAAACAAUUUUGCCUUUUUUUUAAAAUGACUUCUAAUUUUCCUUUUUAUGUGGAGCCAUUUUAUCACUCAAAUAAUGCUACUAAAGAUAUUCACUGUAGAAUAAUGAAGACUAUAUGUCGAUCAGAUGCCUUUCAUUUGGUCACUGUACCCUGCAAUAAACCCCAUGCUGUAAUUGGCCAGUCUAUUGAAGAGGUUUUGUUUUUUUCUAACCACACCGCGGUUUACUGUGUAAGACAUAGAGUAAUUAGGCAGAGGAGCUUACUUAACCUCAUUUGCAGUGCUUCAUAAUUAGUGGCCUGGAGCAAAACUGUUACUUCAUCCUUACAAAAACAUUGUGUAUUAAGAACAGUCUGAGAUAUACAAGUUAUGAAUAAUUCCAUUCAUUAAUUCCCCGACAUCUCCGUGUGUGGACUCUGGAAAUCAGGGUGAUUAAUUUGGGAGUCUCACAAGA
Molecule: messenger RNA, 2362 nt
Organism: Pangasianodon hypophthalmus (striped catfish)
Lineage: Eukaryota; Metazoa; Chordata; Actinopteri; Siluriformes; Pangasiidae
Gene: ppp1r42
Product: protein phosphatase 1, regulatory subunit 42
Exons: 9
Coding region: 145-1173 (342 amino acids)
Molecular function (GO): protein binding
Source: RefSeq, a predicted model, not a curated record